Mytilinidion resinicola is the source of this 764-nucleotide messenger RNA. RefSeq lists its product as uncharacterized. The record is from RefSeq and is a predicted model, not a curated record. Bases 201 to 728 code for a protein of 175 amino acids. The transcript has a single exon. NCBI's taxonomy places the organism in Eukaryota, Fungi, Ascomycota, Dothideomycetes, Mytilinidiales, Mytilinidiaceae.
ACCACUCCUCUUCCCAUCCUUCCGCUUCUGCUCUCCCUUUCCCCGCCCGCCCUUCGACCGCGGCGACGAGACCUUCCUUGGCGUCCCUCCCCUCGCAUUCCCACCACGCUCACCAGCUCCACCAUUUCCAGCACCAGUGGCAGAAGCGCUGCGCUGCUGUUCCGCCGCCCUCGUAGACGCUGGGCUCGCAGGUGACGCCAAUGGUACAGCUUUCUCUCUCUCCCGCUCCCGCUCUUUCUUCUCCCACUUCCUCUCACACUCGUCGGUAUCGUAGUCCCAGUCGUCGGCCCAGUCGACAUCUUCAGCAUCCGAGGACGUGUCGCAGCCAGCGAGGAUUUUCUCGAAGUGGCGGCGGGUCUGGGGAAUGCUCUGCGCAACGCAAAAGUUGUCAAAUUAGCCCGGGACACUCGAAUCUAUACCGCCAAAGAACCAGACAAAUCGAAUACUUUAAGGCAUUGGGAUUGCUUGCAUACCUCGUUCCUCGACGACGCGUACCAGAUCAGCAUUUCGUUGCUCUCGAGAUACAUGGCCGCCUGUCGCCGCCGCUCGCGCGAUUCGAACGUCUCGUCGCGCCAGAUUUCGGAGCCUCUGGCUUCGGCGGGGGAUGCGGUGGCGGAGGGGAGGACGUGGGAGGGGCGGUUGCGGGCUUGGCGGUCUUGUUGGAGGGGGGUGUAGGCCGGGGCGGUGGGAGCGAGGAAGUGGGCCUUCGGAGGCAUGAUUGCGGUUGAGGGUUUGGGAGGUGGAUGGGUGGAAGGAGGUUAGGG